UACAUCCCAAGAAGAAGAAGUCGAAGAAGGGGGGAAAUAGAAAUGAUCACAAACAAGAAAAAACCAUGAGCCAUGGAGAGUCUGCGGGUGCUCGAGCUGUACUGUGGAAUCGGAGGGAUGCAUUACGCUUUAAAGGAGAGUGGUGUACCUUUUCACAUAGUGGCUGCCAUCGACAUAAAUCCCACAACCAAUCAGAUCUACAGACACAAUUUCCCAGAUACUCCACUCUGGAACAAGACCAUCGAGGGCAUAACAUUAGAUGACUUCAACAAAUUAUGUUUUGACACCAUUUUGAUGAGCCCUCCAUGUCAGCCUUUCACCAGGAUAGGUCGUCAGGGUGACAUUCAAGAUCCCAGAACCAAGAGCUUCCUCUACAUCCUCGAUCUUGUGCCAAGGCUGAGCACGCCACCCCGCUUCAUCCUGCUGGAGAAUGUGAAAGGCUUUGAGAACUCCUCUGCCAGGGAGCGUUUAGUGAAAAUGCUGGUGGAAUGUGGAUAUACUUUUCAGGAAAUCAUGGUCUCACCCACAAGUGUUGGGAUCCCAAAUUCAAGACUGCGUUAUUUCCUGAUUGCUAAGAUUGCAACAGAGCACACAAUUUUAAAGAUUUCAGACGUGUUCCCACAUGCUGCUCACAGUGAUUGCUAUGAGCUGCCCGCAGUCCUGGAUUCAGCCUGCUUGGGGACCUGUCAGCCCGAAGACCCAGUGGAGGGGGACCCUGUCCUUUAUAAAGUGGAGACAGCGGCUGAUGCUCAGAGGAAGAGGAGUCAGAACAACAAUCUGUCCGUCAGGCAGAUUCAAGACUUUCUGGAAGCUCAGCUGGAGGCAAACGAGGAGCAUUAUCUCCUUCCUCCUAAAACGUUGCUGCGAUACGCUCUGCUCCUGGACAUUGUUAAACCCACGUGCAGGAGGUCUGUCUGCUUCACUAAAGGAUAUGGGCGCUAUGUGGAGGGAACUGGAUCAGUUCUGCAGUGCUGUGUGGAAACACAGAUGGAGAGUGUGUUUACUGGUCUGGACCAGUGCUCUGAAGAAGUUAAACUCCAGCAGCUGCAGAAACUGAAACUCCGAUAUUUUACUCCUCGUGAAGUUGCCAACCUCAUGGGAUUCCCUCAAAGCCUCUCUUUUCCAGUACAAGUCACGACCAAGCAACAGUACAAAGCUUUAGGAAACAGCCUGAAUGUGGUGGUGGUGGCCAGACUUCUACAACUGCUGCUCUCUUAACACUUGAUAACUGAUUAUAUAAACGUUCAAAUACUAAACACAUAUGUAACGGUACAGUCCUGUUUGUUAUUAUAAUAAAAUCCUCUUUUGGAUUAGGUUUGGACUGAUAAAUCAUUAUAUGUGUUUCACAAGGUUUUUUCUUAUUCAUAUGUCUGAGUUGUAACAACAGUUCCGUUCACACCUGUCUGAAACCACGUGUGGUGUCAGUGAUAAUCUUGCAUGUGUUUUUAAGAAGGGAAGGAUUUAAACCUGCACAUAAAUGACAUGUUUUUAAUAUUUUCAGUGCAGAAGGAGUAAAAUCGUAACAAUUCCAACCAUCUUCAUCUGUUUCUGUUGCAGGGAUGUUCGUUAUUUCUAUAUCGAACAAUAUUUACAUGUUGUUUCUGAGGAUUAGUAAGCAAUUUCGACAGAGACCUAAGUUGCUGCGGGACAUGUCUUCACCAAAUAUGAGGUUUUAAAGGCUGUUGAGUUUGUUGACUGUCUCACAUGAUUAUGUUACAACUCUCAUGUAAAUAAUGCAGACGAUUUACUCUGGAUUCCUUAUACUUUAUAUACUUUAUGCUUUCAGCUGAAGAUUUUUCAUUUGUUUGUCGAGUUUCCUUGAAUCCUGUGUGUGAGGAACAAUAAACAAUCAAGGACUUUGUA
This is a messenger RNA of Solea senegalensis (Senegalese sole), 1863 nucleotides long. RefSeq names its product tRNA aspartic acid methyltransferase 1 (gene trdmt1). The coding region runs from base 73 to 1218 and encodes 381 amino acids. The record is from RefSeq and is a predicted model, not a curated record. Gene Ontology annotation, molecular function: methyltransferase activity. Lineage: Eukaryota; Metazoa; Chordata; Actinopteri; Pleuronectiformes; Soleidae. The transcript is spliced from 11 exons.